CCCACGUCGGAGGUCAGGGGAGAUAAGGAACAAUGACUCUCGCUCUCUGGAUGAGGAAGGAAGUUCCGCUGCCACCUUAUCUCUGCUCCUCUGCGCGCUCCCAGUUCCCAGGGCUUGUUCUCUAGAGAAGAUUUUGAGGCAGCUUUUGACCCCAACUGCAGAUGUUCUGAAUACCUUUGAAUAUAGAAAUUGAUUAUUCAACCAGGAACUUAAUUCAAGACUGCCCAGACCUGCAGAAACCAGGAGACUGAGACAUUUUGUCAGUUUGCGACACUGGACCAAACACAAUGAAGUAUUCUUGCUGUGCGCUGGUGUUGGCUGUCCUGGGCUCAGAACUGCUGGGCAGCCUCUGUUCGACUGUCAGAUCCACGAGAUUCAGGGGACGGAUUCAGCAGGAACGUAAAAACAUCCGGCCCAACAUUAUCCUUGUGCUCACUGACGAUCAAGAUGUGGAACUGGGGUCCCUGCAAGUCAUGAACAAAACAAGAAAGAUCAUGGAACAUGGGGGGGCCACCUUCACCAACGCCUUUGUCACCACACCCAUGUGCUGCCCCUCCCGAUCCUCCAUGCUCACCGGGAAAUACGUGCACAACCACAAUGUCUACACCAACAACGAAAACUGCUCCUCACCCUCAUGGCAGGCGAUGCACGAACCCCGAACGUUUGCUGUGUAUCUUAACAACACCGGUUACAGAACAGCCUUUUUUGGAAAAUACCUCAAUGAAUAUAAUGGCAGCUACAUCCCUCCUGGGUGGCGAGAAUGGCUUGGAUUAAUCAAGAAUUCUCGUUUCUAUAAUUACACUGUUUGUCGCAAUGGCAUCAAAGAAAAGCAUGGAUUUGAUUAUGCAAAGGACUACUUCACAGACUUAAUCACUAACGAGAGCAUUAAUUACUUCAAAAUGUCUAAGAGAAUGUAUCCCCAUAGGCCCAUUAUGAUGGUGAUCAGCCACGCUGCGCCCCACGGCCCCGAAGACUCUGCCCCACAGUUUUCCAAACUGUAUCCCAAUGCUUCCCAACACAUAACUCCCAGUUAUAACUAUGCACCAAAUAUGGAUAAACACUGGAUUAUGCAGUAUACUGGCCCCAUGUUGCCCAUUCAUAUGGAAUUUACAAAUGUUCUACACCGCAAAAGGCUUCAGACUUUGAUGUCAGUGGAUGAUUCUGUGGAAAGGCUCUAUAAUAUGCUGGUGGAAACAGGAGAGCUGGAGAACACGUACAUCAUUUACACUGCCGACCACGGUUACCAUAUUGGGCAGUUUGGACUGGUCAAGGGGAAAUCCAUGCCAUAUGACUUUGAUAUCCGAGUGCCUUUCUUUAUUCGUGGCCCAAGUGUAGAACCAGGAUCAGUAGUGCCACAAAUUGUUCUUAACAUUGAUCUGGCUCCUACCAUCCUGGAUAUCGCUGGGCUCGACACACCUCCUGAUGUGGAUGGCAAAUCUGUCCUCAAACUUCUGGACCUGGAAAAGCCAGGUAACAGGUUUCGAACAAACAAGAAGGCCAAAAUUUGGCGUGAUACAUUCCUCGUGGAAAGAGGGAAAUUUCUACGAAAGAAGGAAGAAUCCAACAAGAAUAUCCAACAGUCAAAUCAUUUACCCAAAUAUGAGAGGGUCAAAGAACUGUGCCAGCAGGCCAGGUACCAGACAGCCUGUGAGCAACCUGGGCAGAAGUGGCAGUGCAUUGAGGACACAUCUGGCAAGCUUCGGAUUCACAAGUGUAAAGGCUCCAGCGACCUGCUCCCAGUCCGGCAGAGCACGAGGAACCUCUAUUCUCGUGGCUUCCACGACAAGGAUAAAGAGUGCAGUUGUGGGGAGUCUGCUUAUCGUGCCAGCAGAGGCCAGAGGAAGAGUCAGAGGCAGUUCCUGAGAAACCAGGGGACCCCGAAGUACAAGCCCAGAUUUGUCCAUACUCGGCAGACACGUUCCUUGUCAGUCGAAUUUGAAGGUGAAAUAUAUGACAUAAACCUCGAAGAGGAAGAAUUACAAGUGUUGCAGCCCAGAAACAUUGCCAAGCGUCAUGAUGAAGGUCACAAAGCACCAGGUCGCCAGGCUACUGGCGGUGGCAAUGGGGACUCAGCCCUUGAAGACAGCAGCAACACCGUGGCCCUGCCUGCCACCGUGAGAGUGACACACAAGUGCUUCAUUCUUCCAAAUGAUACAAUCCACUGUGAGAGAGAACUCUAUCAAUCAGCCAGAGCCUGGAAGGACCAUAAGGCGUACAUCGAUAAAGAGAUUGAAGCUCUGCAAGAUAAAAUUAAGAAUUUAAGAGAAGUGAGAGGACACCUGAAGAGAAGAAAGCCUGAGGAAUGUAGCUGCAGUAAGCAGAGCUAUUACAACAAAGAGAAAGGUGUAAAGAAGCAAGAGAAAUUAAAGAGCCAUCUUCACCCAUUCAAAGAGGCCGCUCAAGAGGUAGACAGUAAACUGCAACUUUUCAAGGAGAAUCGCAGGAGGAAGAAGGAGAGGAAGGAGAAGAAACGCCAACGGAAGGGAGAGGAGUGCAGCCUCCCUGGCCUCACCUGCUUCACACACGACAACAACCACUGGCAGACAGCCCCCUUCUGGAACUUGGGAUCUUUCUGUGCUUGUACAAGUUCUAAUAAUAACACCUACUGGUGUUUGCGUACAGUUAAUGAGACACAUAAUUUUCUAUUCUGCGAAUUUGCGACUGGUUUUUUGGAGUAUUUUGAUAUGAAUACAGAUCCUUAUCAGCUCACAAAUACGGUGCAUACAGUGGAACGGGGCAUUUUGAAUCAGUUACAUGUACAACUGAUGGAGCUCAGAAGUUGUCAAGGGUAUAAGCAGUGCAACCCAAGACCUAAGGGCCUUGAAUCUGGAAAUAAAGAUGGAGGAAGCUAUGACCUACACAGCUCACGUAAGACAGAGCAGAAGAACCCACUCCUAAGCUGGUCUCACCAGGGCUAUGGGCUGACGAGAGGACAGUUAUGGGAUGGAUGGGAAGGUUAAACUGCCCAGUCUCACUGCAGACAUCAACUGGCAAGGCCUGGAGGAUUUA
Messenger RNA from Condylura cristata (star-nosed mole), 3009 nucleotides. RefSeq names its product extracellular sulfatase Sulf-1. The coding region runs from base 288 to 2960 and encodes 890 amino acids. Gene Ontology annotation, cellular component: cell surface; endoplasmic reticulum; Golgi apparatus. The record is from RefSeq and is a predicted model, not a curated record. NCBI's taxonomy places the organism in Eukaryota, Metazoa, Chordata, Mammalia, Eulipotyphla, Talpidae. Gene Ontology annotation, molecular function: N-acetylglucosamine-6-sulfatase activity; calcium ion binding; glycosaminoglycan binding. The transcript has 22 exons.